CAGAGUGCAGGCACUGCAGUCGACCAAGUCAACCUCAAAUCUCCCAAUACACGACUUUUAAAUUCCCUCUUGCUCGCUAGAAAGCAGGCAUCGACCUCAAAUCUCCCUUCGCCAAGUCCUUACAGGCCUUUGCCGUCCUCAAACGCCCCAAAUCCCAAACUGCGCCCUCUGGGAAACCGGCCCCCUUCCGACCGCCUGCCCACUGACGCGUAGAAAACUUGCAAUCCACAUCACGGCCGACAUAUCCCUGCGCUUCCAUGGUUCACAUACUCUCAUAAUCCUCACCGUCAAUCGAGGAGGGCGGAUGCGAAGAUGAUCGCGCGGUUGGCGUUUUAAUCAAGGAGAUGUCGCGCCCACAGGGCACUCACUCUCACUCCAAGUUCGCUGAUUUCUUCCCGACGGCUCCCAGCGUUCAGCAACGGAAAUCUUCGAAGCUGCUUGAUCUCGACCGCUCCCGGCCGCGCCGCCCUGACGAUCGCGCAGAAGAUGCCAACACGAAAGAGAACCCUGCUCGACACUCGCUGAACUCAUCAUCCACCGCGUAUCACCCACGUUUACCCGCCAAACAGGACAACUUGGCAAAGACUCCCGCCGUCACUGUGGUUCCGGAAGAAAGCGACCCGUACGCAGGCGACCUUCUCAAUGGUGUUGGCUCAGCAAGUUCGUCCAGUACCGCUUCAUCGGUCUUUAGUGCUCCCGUCGCAAGCGCCGCCAUGCCUGGCGCAAGUCAUGUCAAUUUCACCACUCUUACCCCUCUUACCAACUCCGACUCUCCUCCAAAUGUUAAACUCAUGAGCCCGACCGCUGACUCUGCCUCCCACCCCAUGAUGGGCGGCGGCAAUAAUGCGUCCACCCUCCAUCAAGGGUCGAUGACACCCCUCCACACACCGCCGACCCAUCGAAGAUCCGCGCGCGAUGCCAAUGCCGAAGUCAAAGGGACCAAAUGUACCUACGAUCCGGAACUUGACAAGACUCUGAACUCCAAGGACAAACGGAAGCUGAAAGCGCAGUUCGAGGAUUUCGGAGCAAAGCCUCAAGACAACUUCCAACCUCCUGACCCGCGGUCGGCCAUUCCCAACUACACAAAGGGUGUCGUGGGAAAAGGAAAAGCAAAAUUUCGCCCUGCACCUUAUAAUCUCAAGUCGUGGGUGCCUGAUCAUGCAACCGCGGUUGCGCCGCCCCCCCCGACCACCGUCGUCGUCACCGGUUUCGACCCGAUGACACCGCUGUCACAGAUCAGUGCACUAUUUUCCAGCUUCGGCGAGAUCGAGGACUUGGACAAUAAAACUGAUCCGGUCACUGGGCGGUUUCUCGGCAUCUGUAGCAUCGCCUACCAGGACUGCGCCUCCUUCCAAGGCGGGGGACCGAUCUCCGCAGUCCUCGCAGCCAAAACAGCAUAUCUUGAGGGCAAGCGCGGACAAAGGAUAGGCUUGAAGACUGUGCAGGUGGCCAUUGACCGAGAUGGAUCUGUAACGGAGAAGUUGGUGGAAAAGGCAAUCGCAUUGCACCGGAAAGAGAGUGGAUUCACAAACCAGUCACGCAUCCAACCGUCUCCAUCUCCCUCAACACCAACAGCAGUCCAGUCACCAGGAUUUGCGAAGUCUACCGGCCCGCCGCCAACUGCGCCAAAGGGGCCGUCAGGAAAGCCACCUUCUCGACCGCAGUCUACGUUCCAAGCCCCAUUCGGACUCCCCGUUAAACCAGAGAGACCAAGCAAGCCUGUGGUCGCAACCGCUUCGCUUGUCGAGACGACGCCAAUAGCCGAAACAUUAAAAGUACCCUAUAUCUUCAUCGCGCAUUGUUACGUACCAGUUAUGAGCACUACGAUCCCGCACUUGAAGAAGAGGUUAAGGAUGUAUGAUUGGCGGGAUGUCCGCUGCGACGAGACGGGAUACUUUAUCACAUUUGAGCAGUCGCGAAACGGGCAGAUGGAGGCUAAGAAGGUGUUUCACGGCUGCCAUAUGCAGCCAUUGUUUACAUAUGUGAUGAACUUGGAAUUACAUCUCAACGGGAAUCACAAGGCGGUCAGUGCAGCAGACGCUAUACCUACGUCGACGGGGCCUGUCGAUUUCGUCUAUUCCAGGCAAGCUUAUAGGCUAAGGAAAGAGCACGAUCUCGACCUCGAGGAAGAAAAGCGACAGCGUGCAAGAGAUUUGGAUCCUUCUAGGGCUGUUGUGCAGCUUGUCAUACAGGAGCUCCGGGAUAAGCUGCUGGAAGAUGUGAAAUCACGCAUCGCUGCCCCUGUCCUCUACGAGUAUCUUGAUCCGAGCAGACAUGCAGAAAGGCGAAGAAUCCUCGGUGUGAGUGAUCCCGAGGGGACCCGGAGGCAGGGUUAUGCCGAUGAAGGCUCUCAGACCCCAGACUCGCGCCUGGGUACCGGGCGACGCCCGCUUGGAAGCAAAAACCUCAAUAUUCUUUCCCUGCCGAAAAUUGGCAAGAGGCCUGGCGCAGACAGAGGCAUGGUUGGUUUCCGUGAUGAGAGAAGGAAAGCUCCAACAACGAGGCACAAUGUCAGGCCGUUGUUUCACCAGCUGGCCCAGUUUCAUGCCGACGACGAUUCCGACGACGAACGGCGGACGUCGGUCACUCGUGACACAGAAGACCCGGAGAGCCGCCCUCCUAGCCGGAUGAGUAUGACCUCUAUAUCCGACGACGACGACGAACUUCUGCGCAAGGUGACAAAACGCCGCCUCCAUGCUCGAGAGGAAUCCGAGAUGGGAGACAGCGUGGUCAAGGAUGAGCUUGACGCGAGCAAGCAAACUGCGGAAGAUCUCAUCAUCGCCAAACUCGAAAGGAAUAUUUACGAGAUGUCCCCAUCGUCGCGCAAACGAAAGAGGCUAGUGAAAGAGCUGGAGGCCCGUAAACGUCAAAAGGCAGACGACGAGUUGUUUGGCAUUGGCCAAAAUGACUUGGAUCGGGAAGGAUCAGAGGAUAUCAAAGUGGAAACUCCGAUUGAAGCGACGCCUGAUAUCGAUUCGGACGCUGCCAAGGUCAGGAAGCCGAAGCCGAAGAAGAAGACCAAGAAACAAAUCUUGGAAGAGCAAGAAGCACUCCGACGAGCGCAAGCAGAGGCUGAAGCAGCUGAAGUGGUGGAUAAUGUUCUGGAAUAUGCUGAGGAAGAAGAGGCUCUCGCUGAAGCUGCCGAAUGGAGGCCAGAAGUGGAAUGGGGCGUCUCAGCCGUGGAGCCUUUGCCUACCGUCGAUGACGACGAUAAUAUCAUUCCUGAUCUUCGCGGAUGGCAAGCGAGUCUGUUUGACGAAGAAGAUCUUGAAUUUUUGUCAUCGGCAAUGAAGUUGAAGAAGGCUAUGGAUAUUGGCGAUCCGAUGGCGUGGGCCUGGAAACAAGAGCGGAUUCGAAAUCUCAAACCUGGGACGCAGCCGGGUGCCCUUAGGACGGAACCACCCAUUGACGGAUAUUAUGUUCCCAAUCCAUCCGGCUCGGCAAGGACGGAGCCUGUACGAAGAAUCCUCGAGUCCGAGAAGUCGAAGUAUCUGCCUCAUCGCAUAAAGGUUCAGAAGGCCAGGGAGAAGAGAGAGGCGGAAGCUAAGAAGGAUCCUGGCAAGCAAGUCGUGGAACUGCCCAAAGCUUCUUCCCGCGGCAAGCGUGCCGACGAUCGACGCACUGUCAAAGAUCUGGACAGGCAGCGGGAGAUGCUACAAGGUAUGGGUGAGGACGCCGACGUCCUGCGAUUCAACCAACUGCAGAAACGCAAGAAACCCGUCAAGUUCGCCAGAUCUGCCAUUCACAAUUGGGGCCUGUAUUCGCUGGAACGGAUACAGGCAAGCGAGAUGAUCAUCGAGUAUGUGGGAGAGAAGAUCCGGCAAGAAAUCGCCGACUUGAGAGAGAUCAAAUACACCGAGAGUGGCAUUGGCAGCAGCUACCUCUUCCGAAUCGAUGAAGGGACUGUCGUGGACGCGACCAAGAAGGGUGGUAUUGCAAGAUUUAUCAACCACAGCUGUUCACCGAAUUGUACUGCCAAGAUCAUCAGGGUGGGCGGCACGAAACGGAUCGUCAUCUACGCUCUGAGAGAUAUUGAGAAAGACGAAGAACUAACGUACGACUAUAAAUUCGAGCGUGAGAUCGGCAGUGAUGAUCGCAUCCCGUGUCUCUGUGGCUCGGCGGUCUGCAAAGGUUUCCUUAACUAAUACUCCGGCAUCUCCAGUGGCAGAUGUUGAAAUCCGUGGCGGGAUCUGGCGGUUACAUGCUUCUUUCGAUGUUAUAAGUGUGCAUUUGAAAAUAUGGAAGAGCAUUUGGGUCCGGCGUUCUCUUCCAUGCGGCAUGAUGAAAGGACGGACAUCUGACAAAAGUCACGGCACAGCAUGGGUCCAUGGAAAGGCUGGGCCGGGUUUUAUCUUUGCAUUGAGAGAAUCGCCGAGGGCGGUGCCAUAUUGUGGGAGAGGCUGUGAGGAGUUCGCCAGGAUCAUCGUAAUCCUAUUUCAACAAGGCAGGGGUGUGAUGAGUCGCAGGCAAGUGGCCGACAGUGAACGAACUCCGUUAACUCAACUCAAGUGAUGGAGCAUUACAGAAGGGACGACACCGCCAAUGAACGAGUUGGAGAGAUUUCUCUCUCUCUUUUUGUGUACUUGUAUCAUCUCAACCUACUGCUUGACAAGCACAGCAACUGCACGCCGCACACAGCCCGAAGGGUCUGGUCACCCUGAAGAAGGACAUCUAAGUAGUCCGUACAUAGAGUAGGGGCUAAAGUGCUUUGCCUCCAUGGGCGGCGUUUCCACAGAAUUGGCUGUUCUCUGUCCCCUUGAUCGAACCUUUUCAACUGAG
Messenger RNA from Cladophialophora immunda, 4779 nucleotides. RefSeq lists its product as uncharacterized. NCBI's taxonomy places the organism in Eukaryota, Fungi, Ascomycota, Eurotiomycetes, Chaetothyriales, Herpotrichiellaceae. Gene Ontology annotation, molecular function: histone H3K4 methyltransferase activity; protein binding; nucleic acid binding. The transcript has 2 exons. The record is from RefSeq and is a predicted model, not a curated record. Gene Ontology annotation, cellular component: Set1C/COMPASS complex. Bases 345 to 4145 code for a protein of 1266 amino acids.